Messenger RNA from Symphalangus syndactylus (siamang), 1294 nucleotides. RefSeq names its product shieldin complex subunit 1 (gene SHLD1). Gene Ontology annotation, biological process: positive regulation of double-strand break repair via nonhomologous end joining; positive regulation of isotype switching; negative regulation of double-strand break repair via homologous recombination. Lineage: Eukaryota; Metazoa; Chordata; Mammalia; Primates; Hylobatidae. Gene Ontology annotation, cellular component: site of double-strand break. The record is from RefSeq and is a predicted model, not a curated record.
AUGGCCGCGACUGGCUUCCAUUGCCCUUCACUGCCCGCAGUAAGGAUGGCUCCGGUGACUUCCUUCGAAACUCACAUUUCCCGUAAAAAAGAUGGCGCCAUUGCUUCCGCGUUCCGGUUGCGGAUGGUGAGUGUGUUGGGGGGCUUGGCGGCUAUUCUCGUCAGUUUUCUGGAGUGCUUUGGAGAGAGGACUAUGGCAGCCAGGGACGCCACUUCAGGCAGCCUGUCAGAGGAGAGCAGUGCUUUGGACCUGCCAUCAGCGUGUGACAUAAGAGAUUAUGUCCUGCGGAGACCCAGCCAAGAAGCCAACAGCGAGGCUUUCAGUUCUUUGGAAUUCCAUUCUUUUCCUUAUUCUUCUGAUGUGGAUCCAGCAGAUCUCUGAGAAUGCUUCAUUGUCUUAGGCAGAAAAACAUCUUACCUAAGCAAAGCUAUCAGGAGGAACUUCAAAGGACAGCUUCCCUGGCACAGCAAUGACAAGGAGCUGUUUCCUGGAUGUCUUUUUGUUAUUGUUGCUGUUAAUCUCAGGUCUCUUUCUAAUCUCCCCCAAAAUGAAUUCAGAAGCAGGGGAAUAUUUGGUUCAACAAAGAGAGAGUGGAAUUGUUUUCUUGUUUUGUUCUUUUAAAACUUCAGAAAAUAGCAAUGUGGGCCUGUUACUUGUGGUGAGUAAUAAAAAUAGAGACUUUAGCAUUCCUUGUAUGAAGUAUGCUCUGGAUUUAAGUAACAGCCUUUCUGCAAGGUUUCCUGACUAGAUUGCCGAAACAUCUAUUAUUUAAACUAAUGAUAAUUUCCUGAUGUAGGUGGUGACCGUCUUUAGUGGUAAAGCCCUCUCUUUCAUAUUAAUUACCUGAUCUGAGUCUGGAGGCCCGCAGACCUGGAUGUAUUUAUUUAUUCAUUUAUUUCUUGUUAGUUUUGGUUAAUCCCCUAGGUUUAUCACACAGACCUGGAUUUAAAGUUCAGCUCUGCCACUUACUGGCUAUGUGACUCGGGGCAUGUUCCUUAACCCCUCUGAGCUCCAGAGUCAUCUACAAAAUGGUGAUCAGAAUGCUUGCUCCACCCAGUCAGGUUUAGCUUAAGGUAAACCUGUAAGGUACUUAGCAUGGUUUUUCUGCCAUCGAUGGGUGCUCAGUCAAUGUUGUUGUUCUGGCAAUUAAGAAAUCCAAAUGGUCAGGUGUGGUAGCUCACACCUGUAAUCCUAACACUUUGGGAGGCCGAGGCGAGUGGAUCACCUAAGGUCAGGAGUUCAAGACCAGCCUGGCCAACAUGGCAAAACUCUGUCUCUACUAAAAAUACAAAAA